Podarcis lilfordi (Lilford's wall lizard) is the source of this 327-nucleotide messenger RNA. The record is from the annotation of a GenBank genome assembly. NCBI's taxonomy places the organism in Eukaryota, Metazoa, Chordata, Lepidosauria, Squamata, Lacertidae.
AUGGGUGGAAUAGGUCUAGACCGGUUGGAACCGGUUGAAGCCGGUCUAGAUCAGUUGAAACCAGUUGAUGCCGCUUUGAACCGAUCUAGACCGGUUGGAACCGUUCCAGACAGGUUUGAACUAGUUGAAGCCAGUUUCAGCCGGUCUAGACUGGUUGGAAGCGGUCUAGACCGGUUGGAACCGGUUGAAGCCGGUUUGAACCGGUCCAAGCUGGUUGGAACUGGUCCGGAACGGUUGGAACCAGUCCACACCAGUUGCAUCCGGUUGAAGCCGGUUGGAACUGGUCCACGCUGGUUGGAACUGUCUAGACUGGUUGGAACCGGCUGA